AUGACAAUCGUGAGUAUGGUAGAUGAGCAAUUUCAGUCCAGGUCGCAAAAAAUAGUUACUCUUCUUUUCACAGCUUUCAAACGGGAUGAGGGAGUAUUGAAUGGGAAUGACCUACUCAUCAUUCUCAAACUCUUCUACCGAGUCUUACUCUUUACUGCACCAGCACAAGAUAUGAUAUUAUUAGAAAAUGUCUAUAUCACAUCCAAAACACUCAUAGACAAAUAUGGGUCAACUUUAAUCCAGUCAAGAGCUUUAUUAGACAAGAUAGGACCAUGGGCGGGUUGUUUAUUACAUGAUCAUAGAAGUGCUGUUAUAGCGACGAUUAUUCAAUUGCAUUAUGAGAGUCAUCUUGAAUUAGAAGGACAGCAAGUAACUGAGGCGAUUCAACUGCUCUUUGUUCCAUUUUUGAGAUCGAAUCUCUUAUAUCAGAAUCUCGGAGCUGCUAUCAUAUUGAAUGAAUGGGCCUCUGUCUAUAGGGAAUCUUUGAAUAAAUCGAAUCUCUUAUAUCAGAAUCUCGGAGCUGCUAUCAUAUUGAAUGAAUGGGCCUCCGUCUAUAGAGAAUCUUUGAAUAAAGGUGUUCAACUGGAUCCACCAUUGACGCUGCUUCAGAUUUGCGAUACCUUUCUUAGGGCACCGGCGAAGAACUACGAUGAGUUGACGUCGGCCGUCAACCAUCUAACGAUGGAUUGCAAGGAGUUUGUUGAUUACUGCAUCUCAAGGGGAGUUGACCGGAACAAGCUGAUUAUGGGAGAUUCAGUUUCUGUGGAGGAGAUUAGCAAGAUGGCUUUUGAUUUGUGCUUACCUGGAUUGAAAGCUCCUAAUCAUAUCGAAUCUCUUACAACU
Messenger RNA from Strongylus vulgaris, 843 nucleotides. NCBI's taxonomy places the organism in Eukaryota, Metazoa, Nematoda, Chromadorea, Rhabditida, Strongylidae. The record is from the annotation of a GenBank genome assembly.